AUGUAUAUAAACACUGUAUCUAAUAAUUCUAAUGCUAUUGCUUUUAAUUCUUUUAAUAAUUCUGGUACUAUCACUUCUAACAUUUUUGAUAAUUCUGAUACUAUCGUUUUUGACAUUUUUGAUAAUUCUGAUACUAUCACUUCUGAUGUUUUGGAUAACUCUGACACUAUCAUUCUUGAUAGUUUUAACAACUCUAAUAUUAUUGCUCCUAAUAUCAGUGCAGAUAACUUUGAUAAUAUUGUUUCCAAUGAUCUUAAUACAAGUAUUUCUGAUUCCGAUAGUAUUUCCUAUAAUGAAAACGAGUAUGAUGUUAAUAAUGGCUCUGAGGUAAUAAUGUAUGACCUUGAUGAAGUUCAUGAAAUUAUUGCCAAUAAAUUUGAAGAAUCAGAAAUUUUUAAUGAGCCUAUAAAAUUUAUCCUUAAAGUCAAGUUAGAUCAAGACCUUCUUGCUGAAUUAUUGUUAGAUCAAGAAAAUUUAAUAAACAUAACUAAUUUAAAGACAAUUGAAAUAAGAUUUGGGCAACUUGCAUCUAUACUUAUUAUAUUACUCGAAUCCGGAUCUGGCUAUUACUGA
Cetraspora pellucida is the source of this 573-nucleotide messenger RNA. The record is from the annotation of a GenBank genome assembly. Lineage: Eukaryota; Fungi; Glomeromycota; Glomeromycetes; Diversisporales; Gigasporaceae.